Molecule: messenger RNA, 1464 nt
Organism: Oryzias melastigma (Indian medaka)
Lineage: Eukaryota; Metazoa; Chordata; Actinopteri; Beloniformes; Adrianichthyidae
Product: gastrula zinc finger protein XlCGF7.1-like
Exons: 1
Coding region: 232-1089 (285 amino acids)
Biological process (GO): regulation of immune system process; negative regulation of transcription by RNA polymerase II; regulation of cytokine production
Source: RefSeq, a predicted model, not a curated record
UCAGAAGGUCAGUGUGACUCUGAUGUUAGAAAAAAAUCAAAAAAGGAAACUUCAGCAGAGAAGCUCAAAAAAUCUCUUAAAGAAAAUAGACUUUCCUCCGUUAAGUCUGGUAAAAGAAAUAUAAUUGCAAACAAUGUGUCUGCCAACAGGAGAGCUGAGUCUGAUAGAAGACCUCAUGUCUGCGACGAAUGUGGUAAAAAUUGUGGUAGCUUGUCUCAAUUAACAAUUCACAUGAGAACUCACACAAGAGAGAAGCCUUUUUGUUGUCAAGAAUGUGAUAAAAGUUUUCAUAAUGCAGCCAAUCUCAAACAGCAUAUGAGAACUCAUACUGGAGAAAAGCCUUUUCAAUGUCAAGAAUGUGAUAAAAGUUUUAGUCAAACAUCUAGUCUCAAAACACACUUAAGAAUUCAUACAGGAGAGAAGCCUUUUUGUUGUCGAGAAUGUCAUAAAAGUUUUCAUGAUGCAGCAAAUCUCAAAAAGCAUAUGAGAACUCAUACUGGAGAAAAGCCUUUUCAAUGUCAAGAAUGUGAUAAAACUUUUAGUCAAAAAUCUAGUCUCAAAUCACACAUGAGAACUCAUACAGGAGAGAAGCCUUUUUGUUGUCAAGAAUGUGAUAAAAGUUUUAGUCACGUAUCUAGUCUCAAAAUACACAUGAGAACUCAUACAGGCGAGAAGCCUUUUCACUGUCAAGAAUGUGAUAAAAUCUUUUGUGACCUAUCUGGUUUCAGAAGACACAUGAUAGCUCAUACUGGAGAGCCAUUUUCUUGUAAAGAAUGUGAUAAAAGUUUUAGUCGCGUAUCUAGUCUCAAAAGACACAUGAGAACUCAUACAGGAGAAAAACCUUUUUGGUGUCAAGAAUGUGAUAAAUGUUUUCGUCAUGGAUCAAAUCUCAAAAGACACAUGAGAACUCACAGAGGGGAGAAGCCUUUUUGUUGUCCAAAAUGUGAUACAAGUUUUUGUCAUGCAUCAACCCUUCAAUCACACAUAAGAACUCAUACAGGAGAAAAGCAUUUUUGUUGUCAAGACUGUAAUAAAGGUUUUAGUCAUAUAUCUAGACUCAAAUCACACAUAAGAACUCAUACAAGAUAGAAGCCUUUUUGUUGUCAAGAAUGUGAUCAAAUUUUUAGUCAGAAAUUAAAUCUCAAAAGACACAUGAUAAUUCAUACCAGAGAGAAGACCUUUUCUUGAAAACAAUGUGAUACAACUUUUCAUAUUAAUUUUUUAGUCUCAAAAGACACAUGAGAAUUAACACAAAAGAGAAACCUUUUCUUAGAAAAAAGUUAGUUUAGUCAAAAUUUGAUUCAGUUAUUAAAUCAAAGUAGGCAGAAGUGAGUAUUUAAUGCAUAACAUUAAACAAUUUUCUGAAGUUUAAUGUUUGUAGUAAGAACAUCUUUUUUAUCAUUAUUAUUUUUGUGAUAUAAUAAUUACAUUUUCUAAGACAAAUCUUUAGAGUUUCAUUGUCUA